AUGGGUGGUCAAGUGUCUAAGAUUAUGGGGAAGAUCUUCGGAACCAAGGAAAUGCGGAUUCUGAUGUUGGGACUCGAUGCUGCAGGAAAGACCACGAUUCUCUAUAAACUUAAACUCACAAACCAGGAUGUCACCACCAUCCCCACCGUUGGCUUCAACGUCGAGAGUGUCACCUAUAAGAACGUCAAGUUCAACGUGUGGGAUGUCGGUGGUCAGGACAAGAUUCGGCCGCUGUGGAGGCACUACUACUCCGGUACCCAAGGGUUGAUCUUCGUCGUCGAUUCCAGCGACACCGCUCGUAUAGAGGAGGCUCGCUCCGAACUGCACAAGAUCAUCAACGAUCGCGAAAUGAAGGAUGCCCUUCUGUUGGUGUUUGCGAACAAGCAGGAUGUCCAAGGCCACUUGAGCCCUGAAGAGGUUACCAGUGCGCUGCAGCUCAACAAGCUCAAGGACAAGCUGUGGUACGUGGCGCCCAGUGUUGCUACCGACGGUACCGGUAUCUUUGAGGGAUUGGCUUGGCUCUCGAACAACGUCAAGACGCCGCCCCAGAAAUAA
Molecule: messenger RNA, 555 nt
Organism: Aspergillus campestris IBT 28561
Lineage: Eukaryota; Fungi; Ascomycota; Eurotiomycetes; Eurotiales; Aspergillaceae
Product: ADP-ribosylation factor family protein
Exons: 5
Coding region: 1-555 (184 amino acids)
Biological process (GO): intracellular protein transport; vesicle-mediated transport
Cellular component (GO): cytoplasm
Molecular function (GO): GTP binding; GTPase activity
Source: RefSeq, a predicted model, not a curated record